Zychaea mexicana is the source of this 3317-nucleotide messenger RNA. RefSeq names its product PRP1 splicing factor, N-terminal-domain-containing protein. Gene Ontology annotation, cellular component: catalytic step 2 spliceosome; U4/U6 x U5 tri-snRNP complex. The record is from RefSeq and is a predicted model, not a curated record. The transcript has 3 exons. Gene Ontology annotation, biological process: spliceosomal tri-snRNP complex assembly; mRNA splicing, via spliceosome. Lineage: Eukaryota; Fungi; Mucoromycota; Mucoromycetes; Mucorales; Lichtheimiaceae. The coding region runs from base 97 to 2820 and encodes 907 amino acids. Gene Ontology annotation, molecular function: protein binding.
UUUCGAAUUUAUACUCAGCGCGACAAGAGUCAAUUCCCUUCUUUUGCUUCGACAGCUUUCUUUCUUAUUUUUGAAUCACCAACACCGAAAGGAAUCAUGUUUGGAGUUACUAAGGAAUUCAUUGGAAAGCCUGCACCUCCUAACUAUGUCGCUGGUUUAGGUCGUGGUGCUACUGGAUUCACCACACGAUCAGAUAUUGGUCCUGCAAGAGAAACUGGUGAUGUCGGAGGCGAUGCCAAACAAGGUGCAGCAAAAGAAGGCGGCAACGAUGAAGACGAUGAACGAUUUCAAGAUCCAGAUAAUGAAGUAGCCCUGUUCUCCAGCGGGCCAUAUGAUGCCGAAGACGAAGAAGCCGAUCGAGUUUACGAAGAAGUCGCCAAUCGCAUGGAUGAACGACGCAGAUCACGACGUGAGGCGCGCGAACGAGAAGAAUUAGCGCGAUACCGACGAGAACGACCCAAAAUCUCGCAGCAAUUUGCUGAUUUAAAACGACAACUGUCCUCGGUUGACGAAACCGAAUGGGCAGCUAUUCCAGAAGUGGGUGAUUUGGUCGGCAAGAAUCGUAAACGGAACAAAAUGCCAGAACGAUUUACACCUUUACCCGAUACAAUUCUGGCAGCUGCUCGCGAUAAAUCACAAUAUGAGACGACGAUCAGUGCUGAUGACAGUGGUUCGGAAACACCAUCGGAUGGCAUGAUGACCAACUUUAGAGAAAUCGGUCAGGCAAGAGACAAGGUGCUUGGCUUGAAAUUGGAUCAGGUAUCGGAUUCGGUGUCAGGUCAGACGACGGUCGAUCCCAAGGGCUAUUUGACAGAUUUGAACAGUAUUGCACUACGAAGUGCUGCUGAAAUUGGCGAUAUCAAAAAGGCACGCUUGCUUUUUAGUUCCAUGACGACGUCGAAUCCUAAAUAUGCACCUGGUUGGAUGGCUGCUGCCCGUUUGGAAAAGGAAGCUGGAAGAAUUGUUCAGGCACGCAGUAUCAUUGCAAAGGGCUGUGAGCACUGCCCACAAAACGAAGACGUAUGGUUAGAAAAUGCCAGUUUGAAUACUACAGAAAAUGCAAAGAUUAUUCUCGCCGAUGCUGUACGACAUAUACCACAGUCCGUCAAGAUCUGGCUUAAGGCAGUUGAUCUGGAAACCGAAAACAAAGCACAAAAACGAGUACUGCGACGUGCACUUGAAUUUAUCCCCAACUCUGUGAAAUUGUGGCGCGCAGCUGUCAACAUGGAAGAAAACCCAGACGAUGCCAAAGUGUUGUUAUCGCGUGCUAUCGAACUUGUUCCUCUUAGUGUGGAAUUAUGGCUCGCACUGGCACGCUUAGAAACAUACAAGAACGCACAAGCGGUGCUCAACAAGGCACGACGAGCAAUCCCUACGAGUCACGAAAUCUGGAUUGCAGCAGCUCGAUUGGAAGAAGAGCACGGUACACCAAGCAGAGUCGAAUUAGUCAUUCAGAAGGCUGCUAUCGCAUUGUCGCAGACAGGUGCUGUGCUGGAUCGCGAGCAGUGGCUUAAGGAGGCUGAAAAGUGUGAAAAGAACGGAUCGGUAUUGACGUGCCAAGCCAUUGUUUCGGCAACGAUUGGCUUGAACUUGGAAGAUGAGGAUCGAAAGGACACCUGGAUGGAAGACGCCGAGGCUUGUGUCGCACAUGGAUCGAUCGAGACUGCCCGCGCCAUUUAUGCCCAUGCACUCAAGGUGUUCCCUGCAAAACAGUCGAUCUGGAAACAGGCUGCGUUUUUGGAAAAGAGUCAUGGUACUGCUCGGAGCUUGGAAGAAUUGCUGCAACGCGCUGUCCGAUACUGUCCUCAAGCCGAAGUUCUCUGGCUCAUGGGCGCCAAGGAGAAAUGGCUGGCAGACGAUGUACAAGGUGCACGUGCGAUUCUGGAAGAAGCUUUCCGUGCCAAUCCCAACAGCGAACAGAUUUGGCUUGCUGCCGUCAAGGUGGAAAGCGAAAGCAACGAGUACGAGCGUGCACGCAAAUUGCUCGAAUUGGCGCGUAAGGAGUCUGGUACCGAGCGCGUAUGGAUGAAAUCAGCACAACUUGAGCGACAACUUAAGAACUAUGACGGAUGCAUGCAACUUUUGGAAGAGGGUUUGAAAAAGUUCCCCACGUUCGACAAGUUAUGGGCAAUCAAGGGUCAGAUUCAAGACGAGGCAUUGGGCAAAACGAGCGAGGCCAGAGAAACAUACAACAAAGCAGUCAAGAACUGUCCCAAGAGCAUUAUUUUGUGGAUUCUGCUGGCAAAACUGGAAGAGAAACUGGGCAUGGUGACCAAAGCGCGUUCGACGUUGGAGAAGGCUCGAUACACGAAUCCCAAAACAGCCGAAUUGUGGAUCGAAGGUAUCCGUAUCGAAAUCAGAGCCAAGAAUACAGGUGCUGCCAAGGCCAUGUCUGCCAAAGCACUGCAAGAAUGUCCAACAUCAGGUGCCUUGUGGCGCGAAGUCAUUUACCUAGAAGCACGACCACAGCGUAAGGCACGAAGUGUGGAUGCUCUGAAAAAGUGUGAACACGAUCCCAUUGUCGUCACCACCGUUGCCCUUUUGUUCUGGACCGACCGUAAGAUCGAAAAGGCGCGCAAUUGGUUCCAGAAAGCAGUGCAGAUUGACCUUGAUCAGGGCGACUCGUUUGCAUGGUGGUACAAAUUUGAGCUGCAGCAUGGCACGGAAGAACAGCAGGAACUGGUUAUUAGACGAUGCGUGGCCGCUGAGCCGCACCAUGGCGAGCACUGGCAGGCUGUCGCAAAGGAUAUGGCAAACGUAGGUAAAAAGACGGCCGAUCUUUUGAAGAUGUGUGCUGCUGAUUUGGAACCCAUCAAGUAAAUCAACGAUUGUCCUUUUAUACUUUUCUCGCUUUCACUCGUUCAUCCCACUUUAUUGUAUAUAUUUCCUCACCCAAAUUAGUAAAAGAGAGCGUCAUUUUUAAAAUGAGAUUUGGCAGACUUAAUAAUCACAUAAUACGACAUUCAUGAACUCGUCGCUUUUUGGCAUCUUCAUGGCUAUGCUUGAUAAUCAUUAAAUACUCAGAGGGGACUGUUGUGCUAUAAUAAACAAGGUCGAUGGAGUGUCUGUGAAUUCGUAUCCGUUCUAAGAAUCAAAUCGAAUACUAAUCCUUAUGCCAGGAGAUACAGUGGGACCCAACCUGGAUCGCAGCCAGAAUUCGAGGGAAAAUAAUAGAGAGGUGCCGCCUUUCAAUCCUAGAACACUGCCAUCAUGCUUCUAAAUAAUAUUUUUCUUAAUUUCAUCUACUACUUUUGAUUUAGGAAAGAGAUACAAGUAAUGAUAGUAUCAAACAAUGAAUUCUCAUGCCAGGAAAAUAG